This is a messenger RNA of Lolium perenne, 2425 nucleotides long. Its product is annotated as probable hexosyltransferase MUCI70. NCBI's taxonomy places the organism in Eukaryota, Viridiplantae, Streptophyta, Magnoliopsida, Poales, Poaceae. The record is from RefSeq and is a predicted model, not a curated record.
GUCCUCCUCGUCGUCGUCGUCGUCGUCGUCAGCCGAGCCGGUGGUGGUGGUGGUGGUGGCGUUUAACCGAAGCCGCCUCCGCGUGUGUGCAGUGGAUCGCACCAGGCCGACGACGAGGGAGACCACCGAGCACAAGUAGCCAGAGUGGGGAGGAAGGGGGGAGGAACCGUCGUCUCGACUCGACUCGUCUGGUCUGCCUGCCCAGCCCACUCGCUUCCAAGCCGAGGGAGGAUCACAUUCACAUGCGCGCUCGCGGACGCACACCUACCUCCGCCACACCCUCCAAUUCCCACCCGGCAAUCCGCCCCGUCGCCGCCACCGCCACCGAGCCGCGCUCCUAACUCCCACCCACCCGCGCGCGCGCGCGCGUUAAGUGGCCGGCAACCUCCCUCCGAUCCGGUCCCUUGUGCGGGCGGCUUCGCCGAGGCAGGCUUACCCACCGCCGAAUCGGCGCGGAUCUCGGGGGCCCGGAUUGGCCGCCGGCGUCGCGGAGGGGCGUGAUCCGGCGAUCGGGAUGAGGGAGGGGCGAGGCGGGAGGCGAUGAGCGGAGCCGCGGCGCUGGGGCUGCGCAACGGGAGCAGCGGCUCCCUGGCCCUGGCCGCGGCCGCCGGCGGCAGGAAGGCGGGGCCCGCCAGGGGAUGGGGGUGGCGCGGCGGCGCCGGGGACAAGGAGCGCCUGCAGCUGCUGCACCGCGCGCUGCGCCUCGUCGGACGGCGCGGGGCGGGGCUGCUACUGCUGCUCGCCGUCGCCUCCGCCGCGCUCCUAUGCUCGCUCUUCGCCGUCGUCAAAGAUGACACCACUUCUUCAAUUAUCAUUGCUAGCAACUACGAGGUCACCAAAGCUAUCCAGAACUCUGCCUACCCCAGCACAGCAAGGCCUGUGGUGAUGUCCAAGGACCAGUACUCUGCUAGUGAUGUCAACACUAAUCAGCUUCAUCUUUCGUUUGAAAACUUGACAAAUCAUCCCUGUGAUGGUUUUGCUGUUCCUCCUACCCUGUUUGAUAAGAAACGCACCGGUCCUCGACCAUGCCCUGUUUGCUAUGUCUCGGUCGAUCAGGCAUUUGCUCUGAUGCCUCUACAAGCUUCGCCAUCUCCUGUCCUUGAAAACUUAAAUUACGUCUCAGAAGACAGUGGCACAGCAAAUUUCUCAAAUCAGGGAUCUGUAUUUGGAGGGCAUGUAUCUCUGGAUCAGAGAACUAAAUCUUUCGACAUUACCAGUUCGAUGAGUGUCAACUGUGGAUUUGUCAGAGGAAAGAAACCUGGCCAAGGUACCGGAUUCGACAUCAACGAUGACGAUCUCCUAGAAAUGGAGAAAUGUCGUGGGCUCGUCGUAGCUUCCGCCAUCUUUGGGAAUUAUGAUAUGAUUCAACAUCCAAGGAAUGUCAGUGAAUUGUCAAAGGCAAAUGCGUGUUUUUAUAUGUUUGUAGACGAAGAAACAAUGGCUUAUGUCAAGAAUUCUAGUUCACUGUACAAAGAUAAUGAGGUUGGCCUCUGGAGGCUAGUGGUCGUCCGAAACCUCCCUUAUGAAGAUCCCAGGCGUACGGGAAAGAUUCCCAAGCUUCUGCUCCAUAGGCUAUUUCCAAAUGUGAGAUUUUCAGUUUGGAUAGACGCAAAACUUCAGCUUGUUGUGGAUCCUUAUUUACUGCUUGAGAGGUUUCUGUGGAGAAAGAAUGCUUCUUUUGCGAUAUCUCGGCACUACAGUCGUUUUGAUGUGUUUGAAGAAGCAGAGGCUAAUAAAGCCGCUGGAAAGUAUGACAAUGCGUCAAUUGAUGAACAAAUAGAUUUUUACAGAAAUGAGGGCCUAACACAUUAUUCAACAGCCAAGCUUCCUAUCACUAGUGAUGUCCCUGAAGGCUGUGUGAUCAUCAGAGAACACGUCCCCAUCUCGAAUCUCUUCACAUGUCUUUGGUUCAAUGAAGUUGACCGUUUCACUGCCAGGGAUCAAAUUAGUUUCAGCACCGUCCGAGACAAAAUAAGGGCUAAAGUUGGGUGGAUGCCUCAGAUGUUCCUGGACUGUGAAAGACGCAACUUUGUUGUGCAGGCAUACCACAGGGAGCUACUAGAGCAAAUGAUUGCGUCCCGCAGGAACGCUCCUCCUGUUGAACCAUCGCGGAGACUUAAGCCAGGCAGCAGAAAAGCUCCCCCAUCGAAGAAGCCUCUUGUGAAGCGGAAAAAAGAGAAGAAACCUGGGCGAAGACGGGUGCCGAAGCCCGUGACCUGGGCGAUGGAUGCUGUGUGAUGGAGGCCCAUCAGGGCUCCCGGCACAGGAGUACGGCAGCUGAUGAUGCCAAUAUGGUGGAGAGGCUUGUAAUUCUUUUUGCGCCCACGGAAUUUGUUCAUAGUUAAUUCUUCAUUGUUAUUGUAAAUAACAGCGGAAAAGCAGUAUCAUUCAAAUGAGUUGGGAAAAUGUGCUGGCCUUCUUUUUC